AUGUCCACCCCGUCGGCACCACCGCCCUGCCCGCACCUCGCCGCGCACCGCCUGUCCUCGUGCCCGCUGCGCUUCCUCCACCGCUGCCUGCGCGUGCGCCCGCUCGGCCGCCCCGAGAUCCGGCGGGACCCGCGCGAGCUGCCGCGCUGCUCGCCCUGCGCCGCCGCGGCCCCGUCCCCGACCUCCCGCCUCUACGCCUGCCUCUCCUGCGCCGCCGUCUUCUACCCCUCCCACGCCGCCUCGCACGCCUCCGCCUCUGCAGGGCCCGGUCACCAGAUGGCCGUCGACGUCGACCGUGCCGAGCUCUUCUGCGCCGCCUGCGGGGACCAGGUCUACGAUCCCGACUUCGACCACGCCGUCUUCCUCGCUCAGUCCUCCUCGCUCCUCCCCUCAACCACCACCUCCGCCUCCCCGUCCCCGUCCGCGGCGCUCCGCAAGCGCUGA
Molecule: messenger RNA, 444 nt
Organism: Miscanthus lutarioriparius
Lineage: Eukaryota; Viridiplantae; Streptophyta; Magnoliopsida; Poales; Poaceae
Source: the annotation of a GenBank genome assembly